Molecule: messenger RNA, 5660 nt
Organism: Amblyraja radiata (thorny skate)
Lineage: Eukaryota; Metazoa; Chordata; Chondrichthyes; Rajiformes; Rajidae
Product: mucin-2-like
Exons: 47
Coding region: 89-5626 (1845 amino acids)
Cellular component (GO): extracellular matrix
Molecular function (GO): protein binding
Source: RefSeq, a predicted model, not a curated record
UAUAAAACACUUGUGAAACAGUACAUUGAGCAAUCAGCAGCAUUCACCACUGCCAGAUUGGUAUCUGAUUCACUGGCAAACUAACACCAUGAGGUUUUACAUGUUUGUAAUUGCCUUUGCUUUGUUUCUUUUGAAAGGAAUAAAUACGAGUCCGUUUUCACAGAACAGCCAUGAUACCUGCAGCACAUGGGGACAAGGAGCGAUCAAAACAUACACCAAUGCAUUUUAUCAUUUUACAUCAAAUUGCGACUACAUUUUGAGUCGCCAUUGCCAAGAUGACACGGAAGAUUUCAAUUUGGAGAUGCGGCGUGACGCUAAUGGCAAGUUGGAGCAUAUUUUCAUAAACAUUGAAGGUGUUUUCAUCGUUGUGGCAAAUGAUACAAUCAAGGUUAAAAACAAAAUAGUAUCAUUGCCAUAUAAUGACAAAUUGAUCAGUAUUCAUCCAUAUGGAGUAGAUGUACGCUUUAUGAACAGGAAACAUACUAUAUCUAUCAUCUGGAAUUAUAAUGAUGCACUGUCGAUAACCGUCGAUGUUCAAUACCGUGGGAAACUAUGUGGCCUUUGUGGACCUUAUGAUGAAAGUAUCCCAACAACUUAUGAUUUGGAGUUUACCCUUCAGGCCAACCUGGAUACAAUUGGUGCCUGUGUGACUGCUUUCCCAGAAGAAACUAGUUGCAAUACAACUGACAUCUGUUUAGAAAUCCCAAAGUUUUUCAAGUCGUGUUCUUCUGAUGCCAUCAACGAUAAUUUCAUAAACAUGUGUCGACUGGAUAGUUGCGCUUGUGGAGGAGCACCCGACUGUCAUUGUGCCAGCUUUGGAAGAGCAUCAAAGCAAUGUGCACAUGUAAAUCCAUCGAUUUGGAAUGCAUGGAGAGAUUUGCACCAAUGCACACGACCUACCUGUCCAGGGAAUCAGGUUUACCAAGAGUGUGGUCCUGCCUGUAUGCCUACCUGCACUGAUCCAUAUUCUCAACAGCAGUGUGAUCAAUGUAUUAAUACAUGUAGUUGUCCAGCAGGUACUGUUCUUGAUAACCUAAGAGGUAAUAACAGGUGCGUCAGACAGAUGGAUUGUCCUUGUGAAUAUGACGGAAACCUUUAUAGCUCUGGAGAAAUAAGAAAUUCUUCCUGCCUAUCAUGCACCUGCGGAGAUGGAAUGUGGGAAUGUACCGACCUUAACUGUGCUGCAACAUGCAGCAUUGUAGGAGGGACACAUAUAACAACAUUUGAUGGCACACAAUAUAACUUGAUCGGAGAUUGUUCAUACUAUGCAGUAGUUACACGGGACUGGUCAGUAAAAAUUCAAAUACAUCCUUGUCAGGCAGCAUAUGAACAGACAUGUUUACAACAAGUUGCAUUCAUCAUGUACCAGAACACUUACACAAUCAAUAUGAAUGGUAUUUUUACUCAAAAUGGAAAUAUGAUGGGAUUGCCUUUCAGAAACGGUGAUUUAAUAAUAUAUCAACAGUCAUCACAUUACAUUCAUUUCCAUGCCGUGUCUGGACUGAGGAUGCAAAUACAGAUACUUCCCAUCAUGCAACUUUACAUCUCACUGCCCAGAGGUGCUGAGGGAAGUACAAAAGGUUUAUGUGGCACCUUCAAUGCUCGUGCAGACGAUGACUUUCUAUCUGCCUAUGGCAUGUUGGAAAACACUUACUUUACAUUUGCUGAUUCGUGGAAAGACACGGAGGGAUGCCCUUCACCAAGAGUAAAUCCCACAUGUGUCAGUUCAGAAAAUGAAAUCUUUGCAAAAGAACAUUGUGCCCAGUUAAAAAACCCUACAGGAGCUUUCUCCAAGUGUCAUUCUACUGUAGAAUUUAACAAGUAUUAUGAAAUGUGUAAAGCUGCCUCAUGUAACUGUGAGAAGGUCAAUGACUGUGUAUGUGCUACAAUCGGAGCAUAUGCCCAUGCUUGUGCUGCGAAGGGUGUCAUCGUGAGGAACUGGAGAGGAUCAGUGUGCAGAGUAAAUUGCCCAAUAACACAGAUUUUUCAUCACGAUAUGAGAGCCUGUAACCGUAUGUGCAGGUUUCUGUCAAAUCCUGAUUUCACAUGUGAGCUUCAAGAUGUUCCAGUUGAUGGUUGCGGCUGUCCUGAGGGAAAGUACAUGAAUGAUGAGAAAGCAUGCGUGAGCAGAUCAGAAUGCCCUUGUUAUGUUGAUGGUUUAUUUCUGCCACCCGGACAAAGUCUUACUUUAAGUGGAACGCAAUGUUUAUGUCUCAAUGGAGAGAUUUCGUGCCCUCAUGCAACAAUUCCACCAAUCAUACGAGAUUGCACGAGACAAAAUAAAAUAUUUUCGAAUUGUGUCACUGCUGGUGCAUGCAAGAAGACAUGUGAAACGCUGUACAAACCAUGUCCAAACCCAUGUAUCCCGGGCUGUGUCUGCCCUGACGGUUUGGUGGAAGAUUCCAGUGGAAGAUGCAUUGCACCACCUCAGUGUCCUUGUGUAUUUGGAGGUGAAACCUUUGGGGCUGGAGAAACAAUCAAAAGGGACUGCAAUAAGUGCACAUGCAAAAUUGGCACAUGGGAAUGUACCAAUGAUCCAUGUCCAAAGACAUGCCAUGUUUAUGGAGAUGGACAUUACAUCACCUUUGAUGGAAAGCGAUACACUUUUGAUGGCAACUGUGAAUAUAUCUUUGUUGAGGACCGAUGUGUGCGAGAGAUUGGCACAUUCCAAAUACUGACCGAGAGUGUUCCCUGCUGUGAAAAUGGAGUGACAUGUUCAAGAAACAUCAGAAUCAUAUUUGAGGAUAAAGAAAUAAUUCUGUUGAGUGGCAAUAGAGUGAGUGAAGUAUCCCUUGGCAAAAACCAGUGCACGGAAAAUUUAUAUACAAUUCACAACGUUGGACUUUACUUAGUCAUAACAUUUUCCAAUGGGAUAACUGUGAUAUGGGACAAAAAUACAAGAUUUUCAAUCACAUUAGACCCCAGAUGGAAGAAUAAAGUUUGUGGCCUUUGUGGAAAUUUCAAUGAAAACAUUGAAGACGACUUAACAACGAAGGGGAACUCCUUGGUGACCAGCUUUAUGGUCUUUGGGAACAGUUGGAAGUCCAUGCAGUCAUGCUCUGACACAGUAAACGAAAUAUACCCAUGUGAUAACAAUCCAUAUUGUUUAGCAUGGGCUCAGAAGAGGUGCAGCAUAAUUACUGGCCCAGUCUUUCAAGCUUGUCAUAAAAUGGUUAACCCAAACCCAUUUUAUGAUGCUUGUGUCCAAGAAGCUUGUGUUUGUGAUAUGGAGGGAAAAUACCAGGGUUUAUGUACUGCUAUUGCUGUGUACGCAGAGGCUUGCAACAAGGCUGAUGUUUGCAUUCGCUGGAGAACCCCCGAAUUCUGCCCUGUAUUCUGUGACUAUUAUAACAGUCUUGGUGACUGCCGUUGGCAUUAUCAGCCGUGUGGAACAACAACAACAAAAACUUGCACAAGGAAAAAGUACUCUGCAAGUCUAGAAGGUUGCUAUGCAAAGUGCCCAGAUAAUGCACCUUACUUGGAUGAAAAUAUUAUGAAAUGUGUUACACUACCACAGUGCACAUGUUAUAAUGAUGGGAGAAUACUACAACCUGGUCAAACAACAAUAAGUGAUUGUGAAGAAUGUACAUGCCAUCAUGGAAUCACUACUUGCCAAAGAAUAAAGACCACAACUGUUCCAUCUACAACACUGUUGACCACAACUCCACUUACAUCAACUUCAACAAUGUCUUCACCAAUCACUAGCCCAGAAGAAACAUCAACUGUGACAUCCACCAGCAUUCCUUCCACAACAGUGCCAGUCUGUUUGGGUGUAUGGUCUCCUUGGUCUAAUAACCAUACACCAUCAGCGUCAUCUCCAGAUGAUUAUGAAUUGUUGAAACCAUAUGGCAUUAAAUUGUGCCCAUCUACUUCCUAUGAAAUUACUAAUAUUCAGUGCCAAUUUGCUGACCAUCCUGAUUGGCCACUAAGCGCAUCGCCAGAUCCUGUGACCUGCAUUAAAGACAUAGGAUUGAUCUGCAGGUUCUCUGGAAAUGCUUUUGGCCAAUUUUGUAGUGACUACAGAAUUAGAGUUUGCUGCGAGCCAACUGAGACUACAACUGUCCCCACGACUACAACUGAGUCUACCACCAGUCCCACGACUGAAGAAACAACAACAACAACAACAACAACAACAACAACAACACCCACGACCACCACUGAAUCUACCACCAGUCCUACAACUGAAGAAACAACUCCCACGGUGACACCAAGCACCACCACCACCUACACAACAGAAAAAACAACAACUACAACAGAGCCAACCACAACCGAGUCUACCACCAGCCCCACAACUGAAAAAACUACAACAACAGCGACAACAACAACAACAGAAUCUACCACCAGUCCCACAACUGAAGAAACAUCAACUGUGACAUCAACCAGCAUUCCUUCCACAACAGUGCCAGUCUGUUUGGGUGUAUGGUCUCCUUGGUCUAAUAACCAUACACCAUCAGCGUCAUCUCCAGAUGAUUAUGAAUUGUUGAAACCAUAUGGCACUAAAUUGUGCCCAUCUACUUCCUAUGAAAUUACUAAUAUUCAGUGCCAAUUUGCUGACCAUCCUGAUUGGCCACUAAGUGCAUCGCCAGAUCCUGUGACCUGCAUUAAAGACAUAGGAUUGAUCUGCACGUUCUCUGGAAAUGCUUUGGGCCAAUUUUGUAGUGACUACAGAAUUAGAGUUUGCUGCGAGCCAACUGAGACUACAACUGUCCCCACGACUACAACUGAGUCUACCACCAGUCCCACGACUGAAGAAACAACAACAACAACAACAACAACAACAACAACACCCACGACCACCACUGAAUCUACCACCAGUCCUACAACUGAAACAUCUACAACAACCAGCACAACUGGGUCCACAACCACUUCCACAACUGAAGAAACAACUCCCACGGUGACACCAAGCACCACCACUACCUACACAACAGAAAAAACAACAACAACAACAGAGCCAACCACAACCGAGUCUACCACCAGCCCCACAACUGAAAAAACUACAACAACAGCGACAACAACAACAACAGAAUCUACCACCAGUCCCACAACUGAAGAAACAUCAACUGUGACAUCAACCAGCAUUCCUUCCACAACAGUGCCAGUCUGUUUGGGUGUAUGGUCUCCUUGGUCUAAUAACCAUACACCAUCAGCGUCAUCUCCAGAUGAUUAUGAAUUGUUGAAACCAUAUGGCACUAAAUUGUGCCCAUCUACUUCCUAUGAAAUUACUAAUAUUCAGUGCCAAUUUGCUGACCAUCCUGAUUGGCCACUAAGUGCAUCGCCAGAUCCUGUGACCUGCAUUAAAGACAUAGGAUUGAUCUGCACGUUCUCUGGAAAUGCUUUUGGCCAAUUUUGUAGUGACUACAGAAUUAGAGUUUGCUGCGAGCCAACUGAGACUACAACUGUCCCCACGACUACAACUGAGUCUACCACCAGUCCCACGACUGAAGAAACAACAACAACAACAACAACAACAACAACACCCACGACCACCACUGAAUCUACCACCAGUCCUACAACUGAAACAUCUACAACAACCAGCACAACUGGGUUCACAACCACUUCCACAACUGAAGAAACAACUCCCACGGUGACACCAAGCACCACCACUACCUACACAACAGGUGAGUGAUCACCUCUGUCAGUAGGUUAUUACCAGCCGUUAC